This is a messenger RNA of Rotaria socialis, 360 nucleotides long. NCBI's taxonomy places the organism in Eukaryota, Metazoa, Rotifera, Eurotatoria, Philodinida, Philodinidae. The record is from the annotation of a GenBank genome assembly.
AUGCGUUAUCCAUGCAUCGGUUUUCCAUCAUGUUUAAAAACAUUUGAAAAUGGUUAUGUUCUGCGUGGACAUCAACUUUCCUGUGAACAUGCGCAAAAAGAAAUAAAUAGUAAAAAUAUUGUCCAAGAACAUGCUCGAGAAAUUCAAUAUGAUUAUAAUAUUAAUGGAAUGAAAUGUAAUAAAACUUACCCGAAAUUCACUGGCUUGGAUGAUACACAACGAUUAAAUUUUCGUGAUCGAUUUCACUUUGGAAGCGUCAAAGCAAAACCAUAUCGACCUCUUAAUAAACCAGCUGAUUCUUCAAUAGUAACACCUCAAACAAAAUCAAUUGCGAUGGAUCUUACUGGCUAUUACACAUAG